UCACAAUCUGCUUCACAAUCAUGUCCACUCUCGCUGAGAAACUGUUCGGCUCCACCCAGUCCGCCGAGUCCGCCGCUGCCCACGCCAAGGCCAUCCCCAGCCGCAAGGUCACCGUCGUCGGCGUCGGCCAGGUCGGCAUUGCCUGCGCGUAUGCCAUCCUCCUCCAGAACAUUGCGUCUGAGAUUGCGCUCGUCGACGUUGUCGCGGACAAGCUCAAGGGCGAAAUGAUGGAUCUCCAGCACGGUCUCGCCUUGAUGAAGAACGUCAAGAUCAGCGCAAGCACCGACUACGCAGUCACCGCCAACUCGGAUCUGUGCAUCAUCACCGCUGGCGCUCGUCAGCGUGAGGGAGAGUCGCGCCUGGAUCUCUGCGGUCGCAACGUUGCCAUCUUUAAGAACAUCAUCCCCAACUUGGUCAAGAACAGCCCCAACACCAUUCUGCUGGUCGUCUCCAACCCCGUGGACAUUCUGACCUGGGUCACCUGGAAGCUCUCCGGCCUCCCUUCGUCGCGCGUGAUUGGCUCUGGCACCACGCUCGACUCGUCGCGCUUCCGCGUUCUCCUGGCCGAGAAGCUCGGCAUUGCGCCCCGCAGCGUCCAUGCCAACAUUAUUGGCGAGCACGGCGACAGCAGCGUCCCCGUCUGGUCUGGCGUCCACGUUGCUGGUGUGCCGCUCCGCUCGGUCGUGCCAAACCUUGGCAACGGCGACGCCGAGCACUUUGACGAGGUCGCCAAGGCCGUCACCAACUCGGCCUACGAAGUCAUCAAGCUCAAGGGCUACACGUCCUCCGCCAUUGGCGCCGCCGUCGCUCAACUCGCCGACUCCAUCCUCUCGGACUCGCACAACGUCACCCCCGUCACGACCCCCGUCAAGGGCCACCACGGCAUUGAGCAAGACGUCUUCCUCUCGCUCCCCGCCGUCCUCACCCGCGCUGGUGUCAGCCGCGUUGUCAUCCAGCCGCUUGACGCCCAGGAGACUGAGCGCCUGCAUACCUCUGCCGCCGCCCUCCACGCAGUCCAGAAGGAUCUUAACGUCUAAGCUAGAGAGCACGAGUGGUUGUACGGCGCGUGUGUGCGUUUGAACACAAAAACAAAGCCCAAUACCUAUUCAAAAAUAGUCAUUGUGCUUGAAACAUGCUGCUUUCUGCCAUUGCACCAAACAACUUCAUGGCUCAACAAUGUUGUGCGCGCGAGCAAUGGGUAUGACCGCCUCAAUGUACUCGCGUGGUAGAUAGGCAUGGGAUAGCGUUUCUAUUGUUUGGGCAGGUUGAAUU
This is a messenger RNA of Capsaspora owczarzaki ATCC 30864, 1272 nucleotides long. RefSeq names its product L-lactate dehydrogenase A. Gene Ontology annotation, biological process: carboxylic acid metabolic process. The transcript is spliced from 5 exons. Gene Ontology annotation, cellular component: cytoplasm. NCBI's taxonomy places the organism in Eukaryota, Filasterea, Ministeriida, Capsasporidae. Gene Ontology annotation, molecular function: L-lactate dehydrogenase (NAD+) activity. The coding region runs from base 21 to 1037 and encodes 338 amino acids. The record is from RefSeq and is a predicted model, not a curated record.